Diaporthe batatas is the source of this 1782-nucleotide messenger RNA. Its product is annotated as Nem1-Spo7 phosphatase regulatory subunit SPO7. Gene Ontology annotation, molecular function: protein phosphatase regulator activity; phosphoprotein phosphatase activity. The transcript has a single exon. Gene Ontology annotation, biological process: nuclear envelope organization. NCBI's taxonomy places the organism in Eukaryota, Fungi, Ascomycota, Sordariomycetes, Diaporthales, Diaporthaceae. Gene Ontology annotation, cellular component: Nem1-Spo7 phosphatase complex. Bases 359 to 1660 code for a protein of 433 amino acids. The record is from RefSeq and is a predicted model, not a curated record.
AGCCCACCGUGGGCCUAGCCCCUGGCCCCUACCCCCUUAGCCUCUCAGCGAGGAGGCCUGGCAGGCCUGGCCCACCCGACAGGCCGAACGAAGCUCGGUUCCAUCCGCCGUUGAGCUGGGGCCAUGCCACACACACGGUAACCACAACACCACAGCUCCAGCCCGUUCUCGGUGCACAGCUGAGCACACAUGCGAAUGUUUGGGCCGCGCGAGAGACCACCAAUCCCUACCGCGUGCCUGCAGCUAGCUGGCUGUCCAGGCCUGACCGCCGCGCACCGCACCGCCUCGCCCCGUUCCCCUUGCGACACCUCGCUGCCGUCGCCUCAUCCCACCGCGUCCGCACUCGAUCCCCAGAGCCAUGCCUGACGACCUCGACUCGAUAGUCAAGGGCACCGCCGCCCCGCCCGCCGAGAAGGCUGCCGAGAAGGUCGCCAGCACCUCCGGCGUCACCCCUCCCAGCGGCAAGCCCGGCGACCCCCUCAGCCAUGCGCCCUCCUCUCCCUCCAUGAUCUACCUCAACCUCCUCAUCCUCGAGGCCUCCCUGCGCGCACAGUACCUCGAGCUGCGCGCACGCAGGCGGCACCACACCUUCUUCCUCUCCAUCCUCAGCGUCUGGGUCGUCGGCUUCGGCUAUGCCCUGUUCUUCGCCCCGAGGGAGGACGGCAGAGGCGUUGGUGGCUCGGUCUACUGGGGAGUCGAGAUGAUCGAGAAACUGUGCUUCAUGGGCGGCGUCAUAACUGCAGCCCUCGUCUGGGCCACGGGCAUAUGGGAGCGCGGCGUGAGGUGGCCCAGGAGGUGGUUUGCCAUCACCAACCGCGGCAUCAGGGCUUUCAACCUCAAGCUGGUGCUGGUCAAGAGGUCCUGGUACGCCGAGGCCUUGUCCACGCUGGGCUGGUUCCUAACCUACGGCUUGUUCUCCCACACCGCGGGAUCCUCCUACCAGUUCGUCGACCCCGCCAUACUCCGCGAGGUGGACAAGGAGCUGGACCUCGCAGGGAAGGGACACCCGGCCCUGCCCUCCGUCAGCAGUGACGAGGAGAAAGCUGGGCGCGAGGAGGACCUCGCCCCCGGGGGAGAUUACGUCAAGCUGCUGCUGCUGGCCAAGCCUUUCUCGCCCACCUUCCGCGAGAAUUGGGAACUGUACAGGACCGAAUACUGGGACCGGGAGAACGAGAGAAGGGCGCUGUUCCGCACCAAGCUCCAGGAGAGAGACCGCCGCCUGCGCAAGGAGCAGUUUGGCUGGUUGUGGUGGGCACCGUGGUCGAAGCCGGCGCCGACCGUCGAGAAGCCCCAUCACGCACACCCCGACAAGGCACACCACCGAAGGCUCUCGGUGGUUGAAAAGGAAGGCAAGCGGUCUCGCAGUGGAAGCGUCCGGCGAGGUAGUAUCUCUGGCCACUCCAGCCGGAGCCCGACACCGACACUGGAGGUCAAGGAGGGAAAUGCCAGCAGGAGGUCCUCAGACGCCUCGCAGAAGAGGAAGAAAGCCCUGUCUUCCUCUGGUUCCAAGUCUGGCAAGCGGCCCGGGGUGGAAUCGCGAUCUGUCACGCCGGAAUUCUUGUCACCACUGGCUCGAGAGAGCAGUGUCAGUGGUUUGACGCCAACAGCGUCAGGUACCGCAAGUGACAGACGAGCCAAGUCUGCCUCAGAUCCGGCCUAGGUUGUAGGCGGCUCAGACUGUACUGAUAGCAGUGUGUGCAGACGCACAAUCAUCAUUGUAGACUACUGUUAGACUAGACCCAAAUGCUUUACCGGUGGCGACAUGAACAUCCAUCGAUGCAA